Lethenteron reissneri (Far Eastern brook lamprey) is the source of this 5899-nucleotide messenger RNA. RefSeq names its product voltage-dependent calcium channel subunit alpha-2/delta-3-like. The record is from RefSeq and is a predicted model, not a curated record. Gene Ontology annotation, cellular component: voltage-gated calcium channel complex. Gene Ontology annotation, molecular function: voltage-gated calcium channel activity. Lineage: Eukaryota; Metazoa; Chordata; Hyperoartia; Petromyzontiformes; Petromyzontidae.
GGCACGGAGCUUAGUUUCCUUUGCCCCCGGCGUAGCCGCCGCAGGUAAAUUCGCCUGGCACAUAUUGGAAGUGACAGGAGCGAGAGCCUCAUCCUAUUUAGGCGGCAGGCAAGGAGGCUGGAUUAGGUGUGUACAGUGUGAAGCAGGGAUCCCUGGCAAGAAGCAUCCCUCCUCCGAGCACCGCUACCCGGCGUUGCCAGCGGCGAAGCUUCCACGGUCAACGAAAAGAGGGGAGCGGCGGCUUGGAGGGAGGACGCACUCGAUAAUUUUUGUUGUGUUUUUUUUUUGCUUACGGAGGAUUUAAAGACUCGGCACAUUUUAAGUUUGAUGGCCGAGAGAUCUUCGCGGUUUUUGUACGGAACAACGACGAAGAGUCGGCGCUUCACGACAAAAAACUUAACCGUGGUGGUGGAUUGACCAUGAAGCCAGUUUCAUCGAUUUGACGUCGACUUUGUUACAUUAUAUUAGUGUCCUUGGAUUAUGGGGGCAGCCGAUCGUUUGACAAAUGCGGCGGCUAAGUGACGGAAGCAUGCGCAACUGCCUUUUUGUGUCCAUUUGAGCGCCGCGUGCGUGUGGACGGGCUGAAGGGAAUUCUCCAAGUUCGCUUUGUAUUCAUUCGUCUGUGGGGCUGAUCGUGAAAUCGGUGGCCAUGCAGUUGGGCGGACAGGCGGUGGGUUUAAGGCUGGCAUGCGUGGCUCUCGCACUGAGCGGCAUCGCCCUGCAUGCCACUGACGCGCAGAAACGGUUACCUUCAGAAACCGUACGAGAAUGGGCAAGGACAUUUGCGGAGGAGAUGCGGUUCGUUUCCACCCGCUACUCUGGGUACAGCUUCAUGCAAAAGAAAUACAAGGACUACGAGAAGAGGGUCUACAUCGAGGAGAUGCACGGGCUGAAGAUGGUGCGCAAGCUGGCGCGGCUCAUGGAGGACAUGCUGAGCAGGAAGACGGAGGCAGUGAAGAGACUGGUGGAGGCAGCUGAGGAGGCAGACCUCAAGCAUGAGUUCAACUCAGAAAUGCAGUACGACUACUACAACGCGGUGUUCAUCAACGACGUGGAUGAGGAGGGGAACUACAUUGAGCUGGCGAGGGAGUUCAUCCUGGAGCCCAACGCGCACUUCAACAACCUGGCCGUCAACACAUCGCUCAGCAACGUGCAAGUGCCGACCAACGUGUACAACAAAGAGCCAAACAUCGUGAAUGGUGCAUUCUGGUCCGAGGCCCUGAACCCCGUGUUUGAGGACAACUUCGAGCGCGAUGCCACCCUCACCUGGCAAUACUACGGCAGCUCCACAGGAUUCUUCCGCCAGUACCCGGGUAUCAAAUGGACGCCAGAUGAAAAUGGAGUGAUUUCAUUUGAUUGCAGGAACAGGGGCUGGUACAUUCAGGCGGCGACGUCGCCCAAGGACAUCGUCAUUCUGGUGGACGUGAGUGGCAGCAUGAAGGGUCUGCGCCUCACCAUCGCCAAGCAGACCAUCAGCACCAUCCUGGACACACUCGGGGACAACGACUUUGUGAACGUCAUCGCUUACAAUGAGCAGCUGCAUUACAUUGAGCCGUGCUUCGAAGGAGGGAUGGUACAGGCAAACCGUGACAACAGAGAGCACUUUAAGCAGCUUUUGGAGGAUAUGCAUGCACAGGGGGUGGCAGAUUUGUCAAAUGCCCUGGAGGAAGGUUUCGUGAUUUUGGACCAGUUCAACGGCACGGGGCAGGGUAGCAUAUGCAACCAGGCGCUGAUGGUCGUCACCGACGGAGCCGUCGAGACCUUUGCAGAGGUGUUUGAGAAGUACAACUCGCCCGACAAGAAGGUCCGCAUAUUCACCUACCUCAUUGGGCGAGAGCAGGCAUUUGCCAAACCGAUCAAGUGGAUGGCCUGUGCAAACAAAGGCUACUACACACAGAUCUCAACGCUGGCCGACGUGCAGGAGAAUGUGAUGGAGUACCUACACGUGCUCAGCCGUCCCAUGGUCAUCAACCACGACCACGACAUCAUCUGGACCGAGGCGUACAUGGACAGCACGCUGCCCCAAGCCCAAAAGCUCUACUCAACCUCAUCCCAGGGGCUACUGCUCAUGACCACCGUGGCCAUGCCUGUCUUCAGCAAGAAAAAUGAAACGAGGUCCCAUGGCAUCCUCCUGGGCGUGGUGGGCACAGACGUGCCACUCAAGGAGCUGCUCAAGAUGGCUCCUCGCUACAAGCUUGGCGUCCACGGCUAUGCGUUCAUCAUCACUAACAACGGCUACAUCGUCACCCACCCGGACCUGCGCCCAAUGUACAAAGAGGGCAAGAAGAUGAAGCCAAAGCCGAACUACAACAGCGUGGAUCUCUCCGAGGUGGAGUGGGAGGACGUGGACGAAGUGCUGCGGACUGCGAUGGUCAACAGACAGACGGGCACCUUCUCGAUGGAAGUGAAAAACUCCGUGGACGAUGGGAGACGCGUUCUCAUGCUGACCAACGACUACUUCUUCACGGCGCUCAAGGACACGCCCUUCAGUUUAGGAGUUGUCCUGUCGCGUGGCCACGGAGAGUACGUGCUGAUGGGGAACGUGUCCAAGGAGGAGGGCUUACAUGAUCUAUUGCACCCUGACCUCAACAUUGCCAGUGACUGGAUCUACUGCAACGUGGACAUUGACCCGGACCAUCGCAAGCUCACGCAGUUGGAGGCUGUCAGGAGAUAUCUGCUGGGAAUUGAACCUGAUCUGCAAUGUGACGAUGAGCUCCUCCAGGAGGUGCUGUUUGACGCCGUCGUGACGGCCCCGCUCGAAGCCUACUGGACGAGCCUCGUGAUGAACAAGUCAGAGAACGUUGAAAAGGGCAUUGAAAUGGCUUUCCUGGGGACACGGGCUGGACUGACCAGAACCAGCUUCUACAUCGGCAAGGAGAAACUCUCUGACAAAGAUUUCCUGACCAAGGACCAGGAAAGCGUCUUCACGAUGGACCACUUCCCCAUCUGGUACCGCCGCGCCGCUGAGCAACCGCCGGGCACAAUCAUCUACACCGUGCCCUACCAAGCAGGGGCGAAACGCAACAAAAAAAUGGUGGUGACAGCAAGCGUCGUCAUCACGGUCACCGAGGACGUGAGGACAGCCGUGGCUGCUGCUGUGGGAAUACAAAUAAAAGUGGACUUCUUCAGGAAGAAGUUUUUAUCUGCAGCUAAACAGCCACAGGAUACUGACUGCUCAGCCAUCGAAGGCCGAUGUCCUAUCGACUGCGAGGACCCGACGCUGAACUGCUACAUCGUAGACGACAACGGAUUCGUCAUCGUCUCCAAGAACGACGAAGAGACGGGAGAAUUCUUCGGGGUGGUGGACGGGGCCGUUAUGAGCGAGCUGCUCAGCGUUGGAGCGUUCAUACGACGGGAGAUGUACGACUACCAAGCCAUGUGCAAGAGGCACCUGGAAUAUGAGAGCAGCGCUUUCAACUUGCUCAACCCGUACCAUUCCUUCAUCGCGGCGAUGAAGUGGAUCGUAACCGAACUGGCAGUGUUCUUCAUGGAGUUCAACGUCUACAGCUGGUGGUAUUCGGGCUACACUUCGCACGCCAAGACCGUCUUCCACUCGUCGCACAAACACAGGAAGCACGACAUCCUGGAGCCAUGUGACACCACGUUCUCCGCGUUCAUUACCGACCGUUCCAUCCAAGAGACCAAUGGCAUCCUCAACUGCGGCUGCCGAAAGACGUUUGUCAUGCAGCAGAUACCCUACAGCAACCUGAUGAUGGUGGUUGUGGACGGCGACUGCGAGUGCACGACCGUGGCUCCCAUGUUGCUCAACUCCUACGAAAUUAAAUAUAAUGAAUCGGUGAAGUGUGAUCGCAUGCGCUCGAUGAAGGUUCGUCGCAGACCGGAUUCUUGCCACGCUUUCCAUCCGGACGAGAACGCGAAGGAGUGCGGUGGUGCGAUGGGCCUCGUGCCGUUCCCCCAGUUCCUCCUCCUCCCAGCGGCUGCCCUCUGUGCCACUUGGAGGUGACAGGAAGCCAUCCCUGACUCACAGAUGCAGCAAAGCCCCCAUCCUCGGCCACUUGCUCCCCUUGCCCUUGAUGAAGCCUCAACCAAGUGAUCGUGGGCAACUUCUAAGGUUAUAUCACCUCGGAGGUUAAAAAAAAACUGAAAAUAUCACAGCAAGAAGAAUGAUUGUAGAUUUGAAGUUUUCGUGACUGCAAGGCUCCAUACUCUUUGGUUCUUUCGGUAAAGUCACGGAGGUGACUUGCUGUGGUUGUCACACCUGAUGAUGAUUACUUGUGUUGCAAUCGAAACGUCGCGAUUUAUUUAUUUAUUCGCCUACGUGACUUUACCGAAAGAACCAAAGAGUAAGAAGAAUGAUCUCACGGCGUCAGAAAAGGGGAGAUCUGCAUGUGAAUGCGUCAUCUUGAAGUGGUAUAUUAUCACACAAACUGACAAAAAAAACCUGGAUUUCUUCAAUGUCCCGGGAAGACGAACACAUUUCCCAGGACUACCUCGAUGGGAGGACAAAUCCGGCGAAAACCAGAACAGGUGGCAAUCCUGACAGUAUCUUGUAAAUUCGAAAACAGAAGACUCUCCACUCGCGAGCAUGCCUGCCAAAUGUUACAGCUGACACGAAGCCCCCGCCAGCUGCGGUGUUUAGAGCCGAGGGGACACGCCCCACACACACACCGCCGCGUACUUCGCCAAACUUGAAAAAGCCUUCAAGAAAAUGUUUCACCGCAUGACUUUAUCGCGCGACUCGUGGCGUCGUCUCUUUGAACCGUGGCAAAUGUGAAUGUCGACAGAGUCGCAGGGGCGCAUUCAAGAGCCAGACACAGUGGCGACAAAGGUGCGCAAAAGUUGCCGCCUUUUGAAAUAUUCACCUCCGACUUAACCCAUGAGGGUACCUCCAUGCCGUCGGAUCAACACCCAUCAACAGCGCUCCAGUCUCUCCGCCGACCGCUGCUGUGUUUGAAACACCAGCAUGAAGUUUGCCAAGCAGCCUGCAGAUGCUGGAUCCAUUUGAUUUUCCACUUUUAUCUCUUAGAAGACGCCGAGUUGCCAGCAUUUGAAGAGAGAGGUGUUUGAGAUGAUGGUUUCGUUCUGCUUUAUUUGACUGUGACAUGUGGCCAUGUGCAGUGGGUCGUUUAGGAAAGUCAGGCACGUGUUCGCCGAUUUAUAAUUUAUUAAGGAUAGGUUUCCCACUCUCCACCCCUCCCUAACAGUAACAAAAAGACAAUGACAUCUGCACGCGACUGCCCUGACAAGCAUGCAACUUCUUCAGGUAGCCACCGGCUUGAGAAGUUGGGACACGGACACUCUAAACAGCCAUCACUGAUGACGGGCGUAUGUUCUCGCGGCUGUGUUGGAUAGUCUAGAUUUGAAGUUUUCGUGACUGCAGGCAGAACCGGCCCUAGACCUUUGGGGGCCCUAAGCAAAAUUUGGUUGGAGGCCCCUUUGAUGUAUGAUUUUUUUCACCCACUCGCUAGCAAUGACUCUAGGGGGCCCUCUGCUGGCCACGGGGCCCUUUGCAAUUGCAAGGGUCGCUUAGUGGCUGGGCCGGCUCUGACUGCAGGGAUCUAUACUCUUUGAGUAUGUGCUGGAUAGCUUUGCCGAUGAAUGUUUUCGGGUUUGUACCUGCCCGGGUGUUGUCCGGCGUGAUGCGAGCCCUCUCGACAUUUCUCUCCCAUGUGUCGGGAGCUCUUGCGCAUGGCGCGAAACGUUGGACAUCACACCUGCGGUUACAACUUGAAAACAGCUUGGUAGAGAGCUGUUUCUAUGUAUGUUGAACUUCUUUCGCACCGUACGUAGCCAUCUAUGCUAAACGGAGGUGCGGCGCUGUUAUUGCUCGUCGAUUUAUUUACGGAUUAAAAAUGGGAGUGGAGGGACGAGGAUUUAAUGGUUGUUUCGUGGCAUGAAUUGCCCAAUAGGUGCCAAUAAAUGACGGGUGAAAACCAGA